Messenger RNA from Vicia faba (fava bean), 423 nucleotides. The record is from the annotation of a GenBank genome assembly. Lineage: Eukaryota; Viridiplantae; Streptophyta; Magnoliopsida; Fabales; Fabaceae.
AUGACAAACAAAGAUAACAGCAAAGGAAGGAAACUCUCUAGGUUCAUGAAGGCACCCUUAAGGUUGAUGAUAAAGAUAAGGAACAUGUACGUCAAUGGCAUGAUCCAAUGUUCUCGUGACUUCGCUUAUGUAGAUCACACAGCCAUGGGAUGUCCCACGCAGUUUUACUCUCUUCCAAGGAGCUUCAGUGUUAACUCUACUACAAGCGAGGACGAUUUCAAGGAGCUUGUGAGGGUUGUGUCGCGGACUAUCAGUAAUGAAAAUCGAGUUGAGUCGGUUUCUCGGAGUCGAAGCGUUGGAAUCGGAAAGAUUGAUGAAGAUAAAGUAUAUGAGUUUGAAUCUGAUGAUACUAUCAAGGCUAAACCUCUUCUUUAUUCACGGAGUAGAAGUUGUGCCAUUCGCAGUAGAGGAACUAUGCUUUAA